CCAACGCGUCUCCCCCCCUCCCCCCUAACACGUCAAAAUAACAAAUUGAUUUAUACCCGAGCGAAGUUAGCCAAAACUUGUAUGACUUCGAUCAAGUAUCAAAAUCAUCGAGUCGCGCACGCAGUCGAUGCUGGCAACUUUAGUGAUGUGAAAUAGGUUCAUAUUCAGCGUCAGUAAUGGGACAGGUCAUGUGUGAUGCCAGAGUCGCGCUGUUCAUAUCUCUUCUACAUGGCUUCCUCUUCCUUAUUGCUGGCUCGGGGACUGACGCACCUUUGGAGGACACGACCCUGGACAUCUCGUCAGACCGCUUCAGAUCCGAGUUCCUCCAGGAGUUGCAGUCGGGAGACGCGCCUUAUUUCGAUGUCAGUACUCCUGGCAAUAUCACCGGACUGGUCGGGCAUCCAGUCAGACUGUUGUGCCGCGUUAAGAACCUGCAGAACAGAACGGUGUCCUGGGUCCGGCACCGCGACAUCCACCUGCUGACGGUGGGUCGCUACACGUACACGUCGGACCAGCGCUUCGAGGCGCAGCACCGGCCGCGCUCCGAGGAGUGGGCGCUCCGGAUCCGCAGUCCACAGCGGAGGGACUCUGGACAAUACGAGUGCCAGAUCUCCACGACCCCUCCUAUUGGCCACGCUGUCUACCUGGACAUCGUAGAACCAGAGACAAUCAUAUCAAGCGGCGCAGAGCUGUUCAUCCAAUCCGGGUCCACUAUCAACCUAACCUGUAACGUUCUCCACACCCCUGAACCGCCCACAUCAAUAACGUGGAAGCACGGGGACCAGGCGAUAAACUUCGACUCCGCCCGCGGUGGUAUCUCCUUGGUGACGGAGAAAGGUAUGAAGAGUACCAGUAGACUGCUGGUGCAAAGAGCCAGGGGCGCUGACGCGGGCCCGUACACUUGUGAACCAAACAAUGCGCCUAAAGCUGUUACCAGAGUACACGUUUUAUCAGGGGAACACCCAGCCGCCAUGCAGCAAGGCUCAGCCAGAUCGAAGUCUGACCAAACAGCUUCACUAUUGCUUUGUGUACUAUUUUUUUAUAUAUCUAGAAUAUCAAAUAAUCUACAAUUCGGCACUUGAACAAAAUAAUCACUCUCAAAUAUUUAUAAAAUACUGCGUCUAUAGAAGAACUCAUUUAAGUGAUAUUUCUUUCGAAAUCAAGCGAUUUACGUGUCCGAAAUCAUCUAUUUUGCAAUACCUAUGUGAAUACAUACAAAACUGACAACGAGCUGGCGUAAACUGGUGACAUAGAACAUUUCCAUACAAUUACCAACCUAUCUCAUACAAAGUGGCAAUCCAAUCGGUUAUUUUGAGUGGGACGAAAGAUAUAAUAUAUAUUUAUAGUUUUCAUUUCAUUUUUUCAAGAGAUUAUAAACUACCGUGGAAAUGUGACAUACAACAUUUGUUCCAUGUCCUUCUUUUUUGACAAUUGGAUCCUUGACUGUGUGAAAAAUGAAAUCAGUUUUAUUAAUUUCGAUAUUUACAAUUUUUUUGGUCUCAUUAAAGUUAUAUUGGGGAUGUUCUUUGUCUCCAAAAUCCGUGACGUCACAAUACAUUACUAUCAGCACAAGCUAAUAUAAAUUUUUGAUUUUGUCAUUAGAAAUCAAAAUUUUUUAUCUGUGGGUGAAGUGCGCGUUUGCGUUUUCACAUCUCACCAUCGAAUAAUUUCGAAGCGUGACGCAGCAAACCAAUGAUAUUGCAGUGUGGUUGUCGUUGCGUCACAAUGGCGUAAUGUGAUUGGUUCGCUGUGUCCCUGAUUUGAAUGGGAGUGUAGCCGUAAGUUUACGGGUCAUGCCGAUAGAUACUUUAAUGUAAAUGGUUUAAACAGUUUCCAACUUCACAUAAUGACAAUUAUUAAGAUCCUGCCGCUUUUUACAAAUCCACGGCGUCGUUCAGACGAAACGAAACAUUACGAAUGUUAUUUUUCCAAUUUAGUAUUAUUUAAAAGAUUUUUUCCAAUAAUAAUGAUAUUUAUUUAGCAGAAACAACACACUAAUUUGUUAGUAAUAUUUGUGAAUAUUACACAGAAACGCGAAAGUAUCAGUUACUUCUACACUAAGCCUCGUGGGAGCCAUCACGUUAUAAUAUAUAGUUAAGUAGAUGCGAACAUUUUUUUUGUUUAUAUUACAAAGAAAUACAAAUACUUCGGUCAUUGGUAAUAAAUAUCCUCAUAAAAUGUGUACGUUGUUAUGAUAAUGAGAUUAUUGAUAUUUAAAUAAAUAUCACACAUCAAAUUUCCUCGCCGUGUUUUCCUGUUCUGUAAAAAUGUAUAGACCUCCCUCUUUUGUAGGUCUUAAUAAAGAGAAUAGGGUAUAUCGUAUAAGGAGAUAAAAUCUAUGGCAGGGGAUAGAUGUAAAUGGAGGCAGCUCCACUGAUAAGAACAACGAUUAAAUGCUUAAUUAUGUGGUCUUAUUUUUUCCUAUA
This is a messenger RNA of Plodia interpunctella (Indianmeal moth), 2426 nucleotides long. Its product is annotated as zwei Ig domain protein zig-8-like. Bases 177 to 1082 code for a protein of 301 amino acids. Gene Ontology annotation, biological process: synapse organization. The record is from RefSeq and is a predicted model, not a curated record. Gene Ontology annotation, cellular component: neuron projection membrane. NCBI's taxonomy places the organism in Eukaryota, Metazoa, Arthropoda, Insecta, Lepidoptera, Pyralidae. The transcript has 7 exons.